This is a messenger RNA of Suillus fuscotomentosus, 1260 nucleotides long. RefSeq lists its product as uncharacterized. The transcript has 3 exons. Lineage: Eukaryota; Fungi; Basidiomycota; Agaricomycetes; Boletales; Suillaceae. The coding region runs from base 1 to 1260 and encodes 419 amino acids. The record is from RefSeq and is a predicted model, not a curated record.
AUGGCAGCAUUUCAAAAGCUUCAUGAUGCUGCUGAUCCGGCCAUAGUUGAAAAAUGGGAAGAGCAGGAUCGACAAGCACAAAUACAGAGACUGGCAGAUCCUUCGGCAAUGGAUGUUUUUGACGUGCAGCUACAAAAGGCACCGACGCGGAAACAACAAGAGCUGGCCUUGCUGGCUCGUGUUGGCCGUGGAGGUGGGAACGCGCAACGGGGUGCCGCCACAUGGAUCGCAUCCGGGAUCACAAUCGAAGAGCUGCAGAUAUCUUUGUCGAUGGACAUCAGGAGGUUGGGAAAACAUCCCACCGAAACGCAGCACUUGGAGAUAGGGAGACGCCGGACAAAGUUGCAAAGCCGGAUUGAUGAAUUUACGAUUGCUGCAGUCAAUCAUCUCGGAGAGGACUUCGAUCUGGAUGACGACAUCAGAGAUAUGGAGGUUGAAUUCAUUGAUGAUUCAGAGCAAGAAGUGGACGCUGUUACCGACAGUGAACAUGAUUCCCAUGAAGAUCCGCGAUGCAUGGUCUUCCGCCCCGAGAAUGUCAUGAUACCUCUUCCAUCCAACAUCGGCAUCCAUAGAUGCACGGAGUUAGGCGUAGGCCACCUAGUUGGUCAGGAAAUUGCACUUCGGGAAGGGCAGGCUAACGACACCCUGCAAGCAAUCAGAGUACUCCUAGCCGACAAGGCUGUGCUCUUCCGCACCACCGUCCGUCCGGCAAAAUCUCAGGCCAAGGUCACCAGAGCAUGGACGCAGGUUCAUUCGGUGGAAAGGGUCAUCAGACUGCAAACUAUGAUUUAUUCAAAAUGCCGGGCGCAACUUAGCAAUCUACAAGCUCAUGCUCUAUUGGAAAAAUAUCUUCGGAUGGAGAAGAGUCAUUUGAAGGCAAGCGCUGCAGUCGCCGAUCCGAACGCCCGGGGACAGAGAAACUCCACCCUUCCGUGGUUCUGGUCUCUUGAUGUACAAGGUGAUUCCAUUAGCAACGAUUGGAUGAACGAAUUCUAUAGGGUCCAUUGGCUUCGGGCAAAGGCUUUGCGCGACCGAUGGUCGGAAGAACAAUUGCUCAUCGAAUAUGAAAUGUGUUGGACCUUACAGUUUUUCCUCCACAAGGCAGGUAUGUGGCUGUCACGUAUCACUCGCAACGGCGAUCCACUGCCAGAAGGCCACAAAUGUUACGCAAUUCGGCAGGCCCACAUGUACCACCAAUUGGCCAAACAUGCACGUACAAGCUUUCUCAAAGCAAAUCCGAUGUUCAAGGUCAUUGUUUAA